CGCGCCGUCCCGGCCGUGCUUUGUUGUCUCGGCCGCCACCGAGUCCUGGCCGCAGCAGCGCGGGCCCAACGGGCAGGAUGUCUCAGGAGAGCCUCCUCGGGAUGGACGAGGGAGCGCUGCGGAAGCUGCUGGAGGCCACACUGGACCUGGCUGAGCGGCGCCGCAUCCGCUCAGCUAUCCGGGAGCUGCAGCGGCAGGAGUUGGAGCGGGACGAGGAGACAUUGGCAUCCAAGCGCUUCCGCCCAGAACGCAGCAGCCACCGACAGGACAACAAAGAGAAUUGGCCACAGUCCCAGCGCCUGGAAGAGGAGCAGCAGGCAGCCCUGGCUGCCUUGUCUGAGCAGCUCGAAGCUAUCACCAGCGUGGAGGAACUGACAAAACUGCUGCGGGCAGCAGGUGAGUAUGAGGAGCGCAAGCUGAUCCGAGCUGCCAUCCGUAAGCUGCGGGCUGAGGAGAUUGAAGCCGUGACCCUGGCUGGGAAUGUGCAGGGCAACCAAAGGGAUGGCAGCAAUCCCCCCACUGUGCCUGGGGAAAUGAAAAUUGUCCAGAGGGACAAUGCUGAAACACCAGCCCUUACUGGGAGUGAAGAAAGCUGUGGUGAGGGCAGCACCAAGCCUCCAGGCACAGACAAGAGCGGGGAGAGCAGCCAGCAGGACGAUGCAGAGCCAGCACUAGCUGGGCCACAGGAGAGUGGAUACGGGGAGGCUGUGGAGCAGGCCCCUGCCCAGGAGCCCAGAGGCUCUGUGGCCCGCAAACGAGAGGAUGUGGUGGAGCAGGAGCAUGUCCCAGCCGGGAUGCAGGAACUGUGCAGCCAGCAGGCAGGAGACCCUCAGAAACCCAGUGCUCAGGCUGUGGUUUCAGGAACCCUUGUGCUCCUGGAGCUGCAGCCAGCCCCAGAGCCCAAUCCAGAGCCUGAAGAUGGUGAUGAGGACCUGCAGCAGGGUCAGCCCCUGGGGCAGCCCCAGGCAGCCUGGAAAGAAGGGAACCUGGGCAGCCCUGCCAGCGCCCCAGAGCCCAGUGUGGCGCAAAGCCCCAGAGGGGAGCAACUCAUCCCGGGCCAGCCCAGUGCUGGCAGCCAGCUUCAUGUUGGGGUGCACUGCCAGGUGCUGGUGCCAGGCAGGAGACAUGAGAGGCCAUCAGUGGCAUCAGUGCCCACCCAGGAGGUCAUGGGGACCCCGGCUCGCCUGAAUACUCACCGGUGGGAGCUGGUGCCCUCCUCUCUUUGCCUGGCUGGCCCCACGGCGCCGCGCCCCGCGGGACCCCCACCUUCCCCCGCCGCCGGCUCGGUGCGGGAGCGCGCGCAGCGGUUCGGGCCGGCGGGGGCGGGCAGCGCGGGGGGGCGGGCCGGGGCCGGGGCCGGGGCCGCCCAAUGGCAUCGGGGGCCCCGCACGGCCCCGCCGGCGCCCGCUCAAAACGCGCGGGGCAGCGGCGGCGCAGAGCAGCGUCCGGCCCCGCGCCCCGUCGGCUCCCGCCUCGACGCCAUGAAGACCUUCUUCACCAUCGAGAUCAAGGAUGGGCGCGUGCAGCCCCUGGCGCCCCGCAUCACGGCCGCCCCCGGCAGCCAGCGGGCAGAGGUGACUCUGGAUCUGCGGAGCACCCCCAUCCGUAUCACCACCAUCCCCAGCAGCGUCAGCAGCAUCUGCAACAUCAGCAGUGUCAGCAGCAAUGUCACCAAGGACCCUUGCGCCCACUUUGAGGGCACUGAGGAGCCCAGUGGCCCUGUGGCCCAUCCACCCACUUUCUCCAGUACGCGCCAGCAGUCGACCCUGCAUCUCUCCCGAAGCAACAGCAGCAUGGAGCCAGAGGUGGUGGAGCAGCAGAAGUCACCAAGGCGAGAACCACAGCUGCCCAACGGCAUGGAGAAGGCGCAAGUGAAGGAGGUGGAGAGAAGGAGCAAGCUGAAUGUCGAGGAGCUGAGCAAGAUUGAGGAUGAGGAUGUUCUGGAUAAGAUGCUGGAUCGGACAACAGACUUUGAGGAGCGACGGCUGAUUCGAAAUGCCAUGCGGGAGCUGCGCCAGCGCAAGCGAGACCAGCGGGAGAAGGAGCGGGACCAGCGGCUGCAGGAGGCUAGAAGCCAAUCUGUGACAGGAAGGGCUGGCCGUUCCACAGAGACCACCACCACGCAGAGCACUCAGUCAGCCGAUGGCUCAGCAUGCAGCACCGUCACCAAGACUGAGCGUCUUGUCCAGUCUAGUGAUGGCACCAAGACCUCUCGUACUACAACCAUGGAGUCAAGUUAUGUGAAGAGAUCAGACAAUGGCAACAGCACUUUCGUUCAAACUAAAUCAUCCUACAGCUCCUCAUCCAAAAAGACAGGCAGCAUUUUUGACCGUGAAGAUGAGAGCGCUUCUCGGCAGAGCAGCCUGGCUGCACUGGAGCGGCGUCAGGUGGAGAAGAAGAAGGAACUGAUGAAGGCUCAGAGUCUGCCCAAGACGUCGGCCUCACAGGCACGCAAAGCCAUGAUGGAGAAGCUGCAGAAGGAGGGUGGGAGUUCAAACCCUGCAGCAUCACAGACUGCUGUGCAGCGCUCCUCCAGCUUUGGCGUGCCUAAUGCCAACAGUAUCAAGCAGAUGUUGCUGGACUGGUGCAGAGCCAAGACCCGGGGCUAUGAGCACGUGGAUAUCCAGAACUUCUCAUCCAGCUGGAGUGAUGGCAUGGCCUUCUGUGCCUUGGUCCACAAUUUCUUCCCUGAUGCAUUUGACUACAGUAAGCUGACGCCCCAGAACCGCCGCCAAAACUUUGAGGUGGCCUUCUCUUCUGCAGAGACGCUGGUGGACUGCGUGCCGCUGGUGGAGGUUGAAGACAUGAUGAUCAUGGGGAAGAAGCCUGACGCCAAGUGCGUCUUCACCUACGUGCAGUCCCUCUAUAACCACCUGCGUCGCCACGAGUUGCGCAUGCGGCAGAAAGAGUGCUAGAGCGUGCCCUUCCCACCCCCACUGCUGCCCUCACCCCAGAACUGCCUGUGGGCAAGGGAACUGCUUGCCUGGGAGGGUCUGGGGGGCCAUGGGUCUGGCACUGGGGACAGGAGAACUCUUCCACCAGGCCACUCCCACACCUCUGCCUUGGCAGAGCUGCUUCUGCCUCGGCCAGCUGUGGGCAGAGCCAGGUGGGCGCUGCUGGAGAUGCUCCCACCUUGGCUUGCCCCCCACCUUGCUCCAGCCUUUUAAGUUAUUUGUUCUCCAGGAAUUAUUUGCCCUGCAGGGUACCAUCCCUGUGUCCCUGAGGUGUCAUGGGCACAGCUGUGCCCUCAGACUUGGGCCACCUCAUGGGUCUGGAUCAUGCUGCAUCCUGCAGGCAGCACCUGUCAGUGGUUCCCUUGGCCCUCUGCAAGGAAGCCUCUGCCCACUGCAGGCCCUGCUUGGUGUCACCUCCCUGGGGACAGCUCCACAACCGUCCCAACUCCCUGCUUCCCCCCUCCACAUGCACCUGAGGCACUUCCACAUUAGGGGCACCUGUGGCUGGGGAGGAGGUAGCAGCAAGGGGUCCCAGGGGAGUGCAAGAUUAAUGGAGAAGCUAGGACAACUGCCCCCACUCUCCUCUCCAGCUCAGGCCACCCAUGUGCUCAGCGCUGCCCACCCCUCUGUCACAUCUCUACACCUGUGCUGACAUCUGUACCAACACCAGCCAGAUAAUAAAGGUUUAUCUAGGGCAAUGCCUCUGGCUCAGGUCCUUCUGCCAGUGGCAUAUCACACACCCCAGUGCUUGGGGAACGCUGGCAGUGCAGCUGCUGCAGGGCCCUCUACCUGCAACACAACUGCUUACCCAGCCUGGAGGGAACUGGGGCGUGUACUGCUCCUCACCUCAUUGAUGAUGUCCAUAUCUGAGCCACCCUGACCAGGGUUCACUGCCCCCUGUUGGCCCAGGCCUGGCAUAGGGAAAAGAUCCCACAUGGCCAGCAAGGCUGUAGUCAAGUGCAGCUGUGCCUCACUGCCUUCCGUAGCUGAGGGUCAGAUGUCCCCACUGGGCCAAUGCAGCCAUGGGGCUUUGGUUCAACACUGCAGAACUCACUCAUGGUCUCAUGCCCAUCCUCCUGCACCGUGUGAGAACAGCUCAUCCCAUGCUACAGUGCCCACCACCCUCACCCCUCUAUCAUGCUGGGGAGGGGUGGCACAGGAACAGCAGUUGUUCUGUAGCUUGGUAUGUCGCUCACCAGCAGUGACUAUGACUGUGCCAUCCUCUCCUGCCUCUGUGAGAAGCUCUGGGGCACCCAGUUGUGCUU
Vidua macroura (Pin-tailed whydah) is the source of this 4219-nucleotide messenger RNA. RefSeq names its product smoothelin (gene SMTN). Gene Ontology annotation, molecular function: protein binding. Bases 78 to 2915 code for a protein of 945 amino acids. The record is from RefSeq and is a predicted model, not a curated record. Lineage: Eukaryota; Metazoa; Chordata; Aves; Passeriformes; Viduidae. Gene Ontology annotation, cellular component: filamentous actin; microtubule organizing center. Gene Ontology annotation, biological process: actin cytoskeleton organization. The transcript has 21 exons.